CUCUCUCAGAAAACCCUAAACCCUAAUCUCAUCUCUCUCUCUCUCUCUCUCUCUCUCUCUCUCUUUCUCGCUAGCUCGCUGUCUAUUCCCUUUGGCGGCGACAUGGGCGCGAAGGCAAAGAAAGCCCUGAAGAAGAAGCUGCAGAAGAUUUCCUCUUCCUCCUCCUCCUCUCAGCUCGCUGGUUCCGGGAACCAGAAAGAAUCGGCUGAUUUUUUGCCAUUGGAAGGCGGUUCUGCUCGCAAAGCUCCUGAAACCAAGCCUCUAGAACACAAAGCCACGGUUAUAUACAUCGGUCGAAUUCCACAUGGGUUUUAUGAGAAUGAGAUGGAAGCUUUCUUUAAGCAAUUUGGGACGAUUAAGAGGCUCAGAAUUGCCAGGAACAAGAAGACUGGGAAAUCGAGGCAUUUUGGGUUCAUUGAGUUUGAAGAUCCUGAGGUGGCAGAAGUUGUAGCGGAUUGCAUGCAUAAUUACUUGUUGCUUGAGCAUCUUCUGCAAGUCCAUCUCAUCCCGCCAGAGCACGUUAAGCCUAAAUUGUGGAGAGGGUUUAAUUAUCGACACAAACCAGUAGACAGGGUUCAGAUUGAAAGAAAAUAUCACAACAAGGAAAGGACACUGGAGGAACACAAGAAAAUGGUGGCGAAGAUUUUGAAACGAGAUCAGAAGCGGAGAAAGAGAAUAGAGGCUGCUGGAAUAGACUAUGAAUGCCCAGAGAUUGUAGGGAGUGUCCAACCAGCUCCAAAGAAGAUCAGGUUUGGUGAUGAAGACUAAAUGACAGUGUCUGCAACAUUGGUCUGAGAAGUUUUGGUGAGCUCACCGAUGGGUUUAGGACAAGAAGAUUAAAAAAAACAAACACUACAUUUCUUAGCUUUUGCUAUGAAAUUCUACUUGAAUGGAUCUCAGAUUCUCUCUAUAGUGUCAACAUACUUUCUGGGUACA
Messenger RNA from Tarenaya hassleriana, 936 nucleotides. RefSeq lists its product as uncharacterized. Lineage: Eukaryota; Viridiplantae; Streptophyta; Magnoliopsida; Brassicales; Cleomaceae. The record is from RefSeq and is a predicted model, not a curated record. Gene Ontology annotation, cellular component: nucleolus. Gene Ontology annotation, biological process: maturation of LSU-rRNA from tricistronic rRNA transcript (SSU-rRNA, 5.8S rRNA, LSU-rRNA). The transcript has 8 exons. Gene Ontology annotation, molecular function: RNA binding. Bases 103 to 768 code for a protein of 221 amino acids.